Messenger RNA from Lineus longissimus, 1959 nucleotides. RefSeq lists its product as uncharacterized. Bases 83 to 1663 code for a protein of 526 amino acids. NCBI's taxonomy places the organism in Eukaryota, Metazoa, Nemertea, Pilidiophora, Heteronemertea, Lineidae. The transcript is spliced from 9 exons. The record is from RefSeq and is a predicted model, not a curated record. Gene Ontology annotation, molecular function: ubiquitin-protein transferase activity.
CAUGUAGAUCAUUACGACAUCAACAACAGGCAGUCAAUCCGUCAAUUUGUUUCUUUAUUAUUCUCUUCUUUAAUUUGUGACAAUGGACGCUGGUGAACCAGACAUGCAAGAUUCGGGUCAGCCAUCUGGCUCUGCUGGUCCAAAUUGUGCUGUUGGAAAUAUGUUUUUAUCUCCACAUUAUGCACGCAUUGUAUCAACCUUUGUGGAAAAUGCAAGGCAACUAGCAUCUCCGAGGCCAUCAACAACCGAUACUAGUGGUGCUGCUGUCUCUGCUAUCAGUUCGUUGGCUGCAGACUUGUCGCGGGAUUUUGCGAUGUCUUCCACAAGAUUGCCCCAGAGUCAGCCUAAAAAAAAGAAGAAGACUCCUGGCCGGCCAGCUAGUCAUGUCAGGCUGAAGCUGACCUGUUUAGAAAGCCCAUCAGUUACAACCAUCCAGCGGCUGAACACGAGAAAGCUGGGGAAGCUUGGGUUUGGCCACAACAAGAAAGAAGAGACAAAGUCAGGUCGACUUGGCAGGCAGUUUGCGCUAACCCUGACUGCUGAUCAAUUUAUGGCUGCAAUACGCCAGCAGUUCCCUGCUUUGGGCAGCGCUGAAGUCAAAUUGUUCACUGCAAAAUCAGGAAAAAAGCUCCUUCCGCUGGUGGGCCUAACACCAGCUGAAAUCAAGGCGGAACUGGGCUCAAAGACCACUGGAAACGGAGCAACUGUGUAUAUCCGGUCAGUCCUUAAACUGUCCAAUGUUUCUGAUGCUAUUUUGUACCGCGGAGCAAAAGAUCCGGAAGAAGAUUCUAUUGCGAACAAUGUUUCUUGUCCACAUUCCACUGACAGGACCGGGUCUGAAGCCAGUACCGUUACCAAUUCUACAGCAAGUUUCAGCCAAGAGAUGUCAGAGCACAAUGAGCCUGUUUGCAGUGAUUGUGGCAGAACCAAGGUUGCCAAUUCUUGUUUGAAUUGCAUUCAAAAUAUGGAGUACGAAGCAUCCUUGGCGACUGAUCAGAGAAAGAUGAAAGAUUGUGAAAGAGAUGAAGAUUUUAAGAAGAUUUGCCAUGAGCAUGUAGUCUUUUUGAUGGGGAUCGGCUGCCAAGAAGCAGCAGUUGUGGUUGGGCUGAGCCAGAGAAGAGGGCUGAUGAAAAAUAUCACCACAUACUUUCUAUACUACAGGGUGAAACCAGCCCUAGAUCAGUUCAUCCAGGGCCUACAGUCGAUCGGGGGUCUUUUCGACCUGAUGAUGAAAAACCCUGAGGGUUUUUGCAGUGUCAUGUGCGGAGAGAAGGAAUCUCUGACCCGUCAGAAAUUGAGGGCCCUUCUCUCCAUAAGUUUUUCGAAGGACAAGACGAGGAAGAAAGAUGAGGGAACAGCUAUCUACCUGUUCGAGGUCUUCCUCAAGAAAUGCGAGGAUGAGAGUGAUGAUGCCGUUUCAUUGAGCCAGAUCUUGCAGUUUAUGAGUGGGGCAUCCGCUAUCCCUCCACUUGGCCUCCCAAACAUUGUUGUGAAUUUCUUUGAUGUCGAGCCUGGAGAAAAGCGGUACCCUUCAGCCAAUACAUGUGUGCCAAUCAUGUGGCUUCCGAGAUGGAAGAAGUUAAAGGACACGAACUUCCGAACUCCUUUCUUUGCCUUGUUGAAGGAAGGCAUUCUGUCAAGCAAAGGCUUCGACAAGAUGUAAGAUGCCAUCUUUUUUCCUACCUUUCACUGCCGAACCAGUUGUAUCUCUAGUGUCCUCUACUAUGCGAGGGCAUGUAUUGUGAUUCACCUCGACCGUGUUAUGUCGAAUCAGUAUGAAUCUAAUUGCCAUGUUAUUAUCAUCAUCAAAACAAUUGCCAUGUAUAUAUCAUUGUCAAGAACACAGUCAUGUAAUAACCAUAUGUAAUAAGCACAUGACCAUGUCAAUGGCAUCGGCAAUAUUGAGCAGAUUGCCAUGUUUUUCUCAUUAUCAAGCCAGUUACCAUGUAAAUAUCAAUU